Messenger RNA from Penicillium digitatum Pd1, 1443 nucleotides. It is a transcript of the gene cox5b, whose product is annotated as cytochrome c oxidase subunit IV. Gene Ontology annotation, cellular component: mitochondrial envelope. Gene Ontology annotation, biological process: mitochondrial electron transport, cytochrome c to oxygen. The record is from RefSeq and is a predicted model, not a curated record. Lineage: Eukaryota; Fungi; Ascomycota; Eurotiomycetes; Eurotiales; Aspergillaceae.
AUGUCUACACCACCGGGGGACCCUUAUCGAGGCUUCAUGGUUAACUACGCUCCUCAUGAAGGUGGUAAAGAUGCGAACCGGGAGGAUGUCAUUCCCAACGGCACAACACAUUUGCUCCAAGAUAGGUCUACUGAAAUUCACUACCACUGUGUUACAGUACAGCCAACCUUUGGGUCCCCAUCAACUUUUAUCACGGACAACUCGCCCCAACGCCAGCCGGGGUCGCACUACAACGCACACGGCUAUAGACUCUCCCCAAUCCAGGGUAGCAGAAAACGACAACGUACUGACAAUGGGCCCGAGGUCAGUGAAGACACCGACCAUUAUCAUGGGUAUCGAUCUAUCUUGCUCAAUCUGCCCUUGGGUGACCCAUCGGUUCCAGCAGGUGAAUCGACUGAUCUGACGUACGCUGAUCAUGUCGGCCCUUCGUCUUCCCACCAGCCAUCGAACUAUGACUACCUCCAGACUGCUCUCCCGCAACAGCAUCACCACCACCGGCUACCAUCUCAAGCAUUGAUUGGUAUAACCUCCGCUGGUCAGGAAUCCGAGCCAUACCAGCCGCAAAUCGACCUUAGCUUCAUGGACCUUCCAGGAGUACCGACGCCUUGCCCUUUGCCAAAAGCACCAAAGACUAGAUUCGGUCGCAAGGAAGAUGAGAUGUUAAUAACCCUGAAGGAGCACUGGAAGUUUUCCUGGAGGCAGAUUGAGUGCUUUUUUCCAGGACGAAAACAACAAACAUUGCAAGUUCGCUACUGUACCAAGUUGAAGGAAAGAGAGGUGGUUUGGGAUGAUGCUUUGGAUGAGAAACUGAAAAAGGCGCUGGAGGACUAUGAGGACAACAAAUGGGCACACAUUUCACGGAAGCUUGGGCCUGCCUCCGCCCUUGCAAGGCGCUCGCCUGCCCGCGCUUUUACCCUCGCCCAGCGCCCGUUCUCUUCCUCCAUCGUUCGCUCCAAUGAGAAGAAGUGGGCUCCUAAGCAAGAGGGCAAGAUCCUGUCCUUCGAUGAUAUCAAGACUGAGGAGGACCUCUUCGCUCCGGGUGCCAAGCCCGGUACCACUCCCACCGAUUUCGAACAGGCCACCGGUCUCGAGCGUCUGGAACUCAUCGGAAAGAUGCAGGGCAUUGACGUCUUCGACAUGCGUCCCCUCGAUGCCUCCCGCAAGGGCACACUCGAAAACCCUAUCAUCGUUAACGGUGCCGGUGAUGAGCAGUACGCCGGUUGCACCGGUUUCCCCGCAGACUCCCACCAGGUCAACUGGCUGACUGUCUCCCGCGAUCGCCCCAUCGAGCGCUGCCUCGAGUGCGGCAACGUGGUCAAGCUGAACUACGUCGGACCCGAGGACUCCCACUCCCAGGACCAUGACGGCGGUCACCACCCCCCUCCUCAAGACGAGCCCAAGACCUUCGCCGACUAUGUCAAGCCCGAAUACUGGUACCGGUAA